Molecule: messenger RNA, 3303 nt
Organism: Telopea speciosissima
Lineage: Eukaryota; Viridiplantae; Streptophyta; Magnoliopsida; Proteales; Proteaceae
Product: copper-transporting ATPase RAN1-like
Exons: 9
Coding region: 55-3084 (1009 amino acids)
Biological process (GO): monoatomic cation transport
Cellular component (GO): membrane
Molecular function (GO): ATP hydrolysis activity; ATPase-coupled monoatomic cation transmembrane transporter activity; ATP binding
Source: RefSeq, a predicted model, not a curated record
AAGGUCUCCUCUUUUGAACUUCGCUGUGUUUUGGGUCUCUUAUCGGAUCCUCUAAUGGCUCCGAGUAUCAGAGACCUUCAGCUCAUGCCGGUUCCUGGUGUUGGAAGAACGCCGGGGACUGUCGUUCCGGUGGAUGAUACCGGCGACCUUGAAGAUGUGAGGCUUUUGGAUUCUUAUGAGAGAGAAGAGAGGGAGAAGAAAGGUAAUGUGGAAGAGGGUAUGAGGAGAAUUCAAGUUAGUGUCUUGGGGAUGACCUGCGCUGCUUGCUCCAAUUCUGUGGAGGCAGCCCUUGUUGGAAUCCGUGGGGUUGUAAGGGCUUCUGUUGCUUUGCUUCAGAACAAGGCGGAUGUGGUGUUUGAUUACAGAUUGGUUAAGGAUGAAGACAUCAAGACUGCAAUUGAAGAUGCGGGUUUUGAUGCCGAGAUUCUACCAGAUCCCAAUACAUUUGGAACAAAAACACAAAAAAAGUUGUUGGGGCAGUUCAGGAUAGGAGGUAUGACAUGUGCAGCUUGUGUAAAUUCUGUUGAAGGUAUUUUGAGAAAGCUCCCUGGGGUCAGCGGAGCAACUGUUGCCUUGGCCACUUCACUAGGGGAAGUUGAGUUUGAUCCUUCUGUCAUUAGUAAGGAUGAUAUAGUUAACGCAAUAGAAGAUGCUGGUUUUGAAGCUGCACUAGUACAGAGUGGUGAACAGGAUAAGGUUUUGUUGGUGGUUGCUGGAUUGUCCAGUGAAGUGGAUGUGCAAAUUUUAGAUGGCAUGCUUAGGGACAUGAAAGGGGUGAAACAAUUUAAUUUUAACCAGAAUCAGACCGAACUAGAAGUUCUAUUUGAUCCUGAAGUCAUAGGUUCCAGAUGUAUAGUUGAUAUGAUUGAAGGUGGAAGCAAUGGAAAACUUAAAGUCAAUGUCCAGAGCCCUUAUUCGAGAAUGACUUCAAACCAUAUGGAAGAAUCUUCAAAUAUGUUCAAACUUUUCAUUUCUAGUCUGUUCCUCAGUAUUCCUGUGUUCCUUAUACGGGUAGUUUGUCCCAACAUACCUUUCUUCUAUUCUCUAAUGCUUUGGCGAUGUGGGCCCUUCUUAAUGAGUGAUUGGUUACAAUUUACAUUGGUAAGUAUUGUUCAAUUUGUUAUUGGCAAGCGCUUCUACAUAGCAGCUGCCAGAGCCCUGAGGAAUGGAUCGACAAACAUGGAUGUUUUGGUUGCGCUGGGAACUUCAGCCUCUUACUUCUACUCUGUCUUUGCCCUUCUAUAUGGUGCCUUCACUGGGCUCUGGUCUCCAACAUAUUUUGAGACAAGUGCCAUGCUAAUAACGUUUGUGCUGUUGGGGAAGUAUUUGGAAAUUCUUGCCAAGGGAAAAACAUCAGAUGCUAUCAAGAAGUUGGUAGAACUCGCACCAGCAACGGCUAUCUUGCUUGUCAAAGAUGCAGGUGGGAAGUGUAUUCAAGAAAGGGAGAUAGAUGCUUUGCUAAUUCACCCUGGUGACACGUUAAAAGUUCUUCCUGGUUCCAAGGUUCCUGCUGAUGGUGUGGUUGAGUGGGGCUCAAGUUAUGCUGAUGAGAGUAUGGUAACUGGUGAAUCCAAACCUGUUUUGAAGGAGGUCAAUUCUGUGGUUAUAGGUGGCACAAUGAAUUUUCAUGGUGCUCUUCAUGUACAAGCCACUAAAGUGGGGUCUAGCACAGUUUUGAGUCAGAUAAUUUCUUUGGUUGAGACAGCGCAGAUGUCAAAAGCUCCCAUUCAGAAAUUUGCUGAUUUUGUUGCAAGCAUUUUUGUUCCUACAGUGGUUACAAUGGCAUUGCUGACACUCUUGGGAUGGUAUAUUUGUGGGACAUUUGGAAUUUACCCAGAAGAGUGGCUACCUGAAAACAGCAGCUGUUUUGUUUUUUCCCUCAUGUUUGCGAUAUCAGUUGUGGUGAUUGCAUGUCCUUGUGCACUUGGCUUAGCAACACCAACAGCUGUCAUGGUUGCAACAGGUGUUGGUGCUAAUAAUGGUGUCCUUAUAAAAGGAGGAGAUGCUUUGGAAAGGGCUCAGAAGGUUAAGUAUGUGGUAUUUGACAAAACAGGUACCCUUACACAGGGAAGACCCACAGUCACAACAGUGAGAACUUAUACAGAAAUUGAUCGUGGAGAUUUCCUUACUUUCGUUGCUUCUGCUGAGGCUAGCAGUGAACAUCCAUUGGCGAGGGCAUUAGUAAAUUAUGCUCACCAUUUUCAUUUCUUCAAUGAGCCAUCUGCUGCUAAGGAUUUCCAUAAUGAACACAAAGAGUCUAAUUUUUCCGGAUGGCUUCUUGAUGUCUCGGACUUUUCUGCUUUGCCAGGGAGAGGUGUGCAGUGCUUUAUAAACGGGAAAAGGGUUUUGGUUGGUAACCGAAAACUAUUGCUUGAAAAUGGGGUUACUAUACCCGAUGAAGCUGAAAGCUUUGUGGCAGAAUUAGAGGAAAGUGGAAAAACAGGGAUACUUGUGGCAUAUCAUGACACUCUCAUUGGCGUUUUGGGAUUAGCAGAUCCUCUUAAGAGAGAAGCUGCUGUUGUUGUAGAAGGCCUCAAGAAUAUGGGUGUCCGACCAGUAAUGGUAACGGGGGACAACUGGAGGACAGCACAGGCUGUAGCUAAAGAGGUUGGCAUUCAAGAUGUGAGAGCAGAGGUGAUGCCAUCUGGAAAAGUUGAUGCUAUACGUUCAUUUCAGAAAGAUGGAAGCACAGUUGCCAUGGUGGGUGAUGGUAUCAAUGAUUCACCUGCUCUUGCGGCUGCAGAUGUUGGGAUAGCGAUUGGAGCAGGGACAGAUAUUGCUAUAGAAGCUGCUGAUUAUGUGUUGAUGAGGAACAACUUGGAAGAUGUCAUUGCAGCCAUUGAUCUAUCGAGAAAGACCUUCUCCCGUAUCCGAUGGAAUUAUGCGUUUGCCAUGGCAUACAAUGUUGUUGCCAUCCCGGUCGCAGCAGGGGUUUUCUUCCCUUUACUGAGGUUCAGGUUGCCGCCUUGGGUAGCUGGGGCCUGCAUGGCCCUUUCAUCUGUAAGUGUUGUAUGUUCUUCUUUGCUUUUGAGAAGAUACAAAAGACCCAGACUUACAACUCUACUUGGGAUAACUGUAGAUUGAAAUAAUAGUGUCAAUAGAAGAAGAAGAAAAAAAAAAUAGGAUGAUCGGGAAUGGAAUGAAUAUGAAAUAACAUUCCAUAUCCCAAUUUUGGGUGUCAUUUAUUUACUUCGUUAAGAUACCAUGGGGGGUGAAUCUGCCCUUCCAUUGUGUGUAUAUCUCACAUGUACUUGUAUCUGUCUCCAUUUUCCACUGAUUGAAUGGAAGAACAUAUAUGUGUUC